Bolinopsis microptera is the source of this 2723-nucleotide messenger RNA. Its product is annotated as gamma-glutamyl hydrolase-like. Gene Ontology annotation, biological process: tetrahydrofolylpolyglutamate metabolic process. Gene Ontology annotation, cellular component: vacuole. Gene Ontology annotation, molecular function: gamma-glutamyl-peptidase activity. The record is from RefSeq and is a predicted model, not a curated record. NCBI's taxonomy places the organism in Eukaryota, Metazoa, Ctenophora, Tentaculata, Lobata, Bolinopsidae. The transcript has 4 exons. Bases 28 to 1266 code for a protein of 412 amino acids.
GUUACACAAACAUUGUCAAGAUCGGAAAUGGCUUACGACAAACCAAGAUGCCGUCGGUGGACAGAAAAGUUCUUUAAAGCCUAUUGCAUUGCGAUUGCAGUUAUUUUAGGUGUCAUGACUGCAAACCUGAUUGAAAACCACAAAUCGCAAGUUGGGAGAAUAAAAGUUGUACCACUACCAGAGUCUGUUGAAAUCAAAGGUAGAUUAAAGGAUAGAAGGAUGAAACCACAAAGACCUGUGAUAGGAAUUCUUUCUCAAGGUAUUAUGCAUAAGUUUGCAACUGCAAACCCAAAAUCUCUGCAUGGGUUUGGCGCAAAGUAUGGAAACUCCUACAUCCCCGCUUCUUACGCCAGAUUUAUACAGGCUUCAGGCGCUACAGUUGUUCCGAUUCCAAUUGACCUCCCAGAAGAUGAUCUAAGGAAUAUUUUUGAUUCCAUAAAUGGAAUAGUCUUUCCUGGGGGAGCCAGACCAAUCCCUGACAGUGAUUACUACAACGCUGCUGGUAAAUUGAUAAAAUGGGCGAUGGAAGCAAACGAUAGUGGAGACUAUUUUCCGAUUUGGGGAAUCUGUCUUGGGUUUCAGUUCAUGACCAAUUUCUUCUUAAAUUCGAAUCGGACGGUAGACCAGCACGAGGAUCUACGUGGACAUUGUAGAGCUUUUGAUUUGUCGCAGCCAUUCCGUCCAACCCAGAGCACAGAGAGCAGUAGACUGUUGGCGAAUAUAAGCAGACCGCUUUAUGAAGAUAUACAAAAGGAACCUUCCGUUUAUUUCUUUCAUACUAAAUGUUUCACGAUUAAACAACUUCAACGCAGUGGGGUUCUGCAGGAGAUUGAUGUUGUGGGAAAAAGUUUCGACCUUGAUGGUAAAGAGUAUGCAUCGAUGACCGAACACAAAAAAUAUCCAUUCUAUGGCACACAAUUCCACCCAGAGAAACUUAUGUUUGAGUGGAAUCCGAUCAUAACUAUCUUUAGACCUCAAAGUGGAAUUUUAUUUUCUCAGACCAUCCUUAACUUUUUUAUGAGUGAAGUAGCUAAGAACAGGCAUUCUUUCGAGAAUCCUGCUGUAGUAAAUAAAAUUGACAUAGAAAACUAUCCUUACAUCCACACUAUGCUCAUGCAUAACACUCAUUUACAAGCAUACUAUUUUCUUGAUGACAUCUCGUUUGGUAAACCUGUUAUUGAUUACAGAUUGAAUCAGCAAAAGUUUGAUUUGCUGGUGCAACUAGGAAAUUCGUCACUGACACAAAUAUUAGGAAUAAAUGCAUAAAAGAUAUAGCAGAGAUAAAGGUUGGCACCGCUCAGUAAGAAGCAAAGUCUUUAAAAUAUUCAUUUUAGAUAAUAGUGAGUAGUGACUAAUUUGGAUUUUUUAUACCGUGCACUUUCUGUUUCCCCCGAGAGGCCCGGUAUAAAGAUAGGUUUCACUGUAUAUUAUGAACAUUAUAUGAAUCUGUAUUGUGUUUAACACUUUAAAGUAUCUUAUGCAUUAUGUUAAAAUAUAACGACUGUUUUUAAUAAAUUUGACACUUUGUACUGCAUCGAAACUUAAAACUUAUAUUUAAAGGUGAUCCUCUCUUUUUAUUUUGUCAGAACAUUUUCAUGUUGAAUUGGUAGAGCAUAGUGUUGGUUAAGCAUAAUUUGUAUAGCAUAAUUUAAAUCGGUAAAGCAUGACUGCCACCAAGAUGUAACCCUAACAAGGGUAAUUUAAAUUGGUAUUGGUAAAACAUAAUUUAAAUUCAUAAGCAUAUUAUUUAAAUAAGUGUGGCAUAAUUCGUUUUAGGGAAGAAAUUUCACCCGUAAAACAAAUUUAAGUAGUAUUAUCACUUUAUUAUAAUACUACUUAUUAUUUAAGUAGUGUUAUUACUUUAUUAAGUAGUGUAUUAUUACUAAAUUAAAGUGUAUUAUUACUGCCCUUAAAUUCCGUACGCGAAACUUGUUUUGUGCAAUGUAUGUAUUUCCACGAUAUGAUUUACGGACCAAUUGUUUACAAAAACUUCCCUUGGUCAACUUUGUUUACACUUUUAAAGGUCUCUCUAAAUUCGGUUAUGUCUUUGGUUUGUAACUGUACCCGUAGCUUAAUGAAACUAUACCUUAGUUCAAAAUUGUCAUUUUUAAUUGCGUAGACUUACUGCUUUUGUUUUUUGUGUGAAUUAAUGCAUUAUAAUUCCGAUGUAAAGAAAAUGAAGUUUGUUCUGAUAAGUUUUUCGUUUUUUAUAUCGUGCUGUUCGGCGGUUAAAAUCGAUGUUGUCGAACUUGAACCAGCUUAUCGUCCUCACAAUCGGAUCGACAUGAGAAAACGAUUAUGGUCAAUGCAUGGGAAUCCGAAUAGUAGCAAUCUGUCCCUUCGUUCAAAAAGUGGAUUAAACUGGAAGGAGCUUAAAGAUCUUAAAGCACCCGCUGGAAAUAAAGUGGAACGAUCUGAAGGUGAUAAAAGCCAAAAUUACGGAGAUUUAGCUUGGUCAUUGGGAAUGAAAGGCACAAAACCUAUCAACAACGAAUGGGAAGGCAACAAGAAAGUUAAUUCCAAGAAGCCCAACUUGUUGGCGAAUAUGAUCGACCGCGAAAGAGCCAUCAAUGGGAGAUUAAUUCGCCCUGCACCGUUUCUACGUGCUGGAAAUUGAUUCGAGCUGACUUGCUCAUUGUAUUUGUGGAUUUCACUUUUCUAAGUACAUCUUUUGAGUAUAUUUUUGGAUUCAAUGAAUUUCAUUAUUUUACAUUCUUGAAGGA